Messenger RNA from Paramacrobiotus metropolitanus, 3312 nucleotides. RefSeq lists its product as uncharacterized. Bases 16 to 2526 code for a protein of 836 amino acids. Lineage: Eukaryota; Metazoa; Tardigrada; Eutardigrada; Parachela; Macrobiotidae. Gene Ontology annotation, molecular function: nucleic acid binding. The transcript is spliced from 2 exons. Gene Ontology annotation, biological process: DNA integration. The record is from RefSeq and is a predicted model, not a curated record.
UUGACGAGAUGGGCGAUGGCAUUACAAGGUCAUCAGUUCAAAAUUGAAUAUAAACCGGGGAAAUAUUGCGACAAUGCGGACGCGUUAUCAAGAGCACCAAUUGAAGGCCCGACGUGUCAGGAAGAAGAAUUCGACGAGAUACCGAACUUUGAAGAUUAUAAGAAAGAGUUCGACACGAAAGAACCAGCAAUCGAAAUUGGACAGUUGUUCCUGCAGAUGGUGGAACAGAGGGAGAAACGUCUAAAGGUCACCUCAGCUACGGCGAAAGAGUCGGCUGAAACGGAAGCAAAAGUGAACCGAGUUAAAAGUUGGUUGCCUACCGUUAGUGACUUAAAGGUCACCGGACUUGCAGCGGAUACUGAAGCUCAUAGUGGAAAGGUCACCGGACUUGACGAAACGGUAGAAACUCGUGAUGACCUUUGGGAAACAGACAAAGUGGCACAGGCGUUGAAUGAGUGUCCGAUAAAGUUGUUGCGAUUCCCGAAACAGAUGAAAAAGAGAUAUAAGCCAUUACCACGCUGUAAGGUUAUCAAAGACUGGAACGAACUUAGCACAGCGACAGUCCGCAUCGUCAACCUGCAAGGUGAUGAGGAACAGGAAGACGACUCGAACUUGCAGUUGCGCAAUAAACAGUUGAAAGAUCCCCACCUGGCAAUGAUAAUAGAUGAAUUGGAACAUCUGCCAGAUGCUGAAACAAGGUCGAAAUUUGAAGUGCAUUACCAGUUAUGGAACGGUAUACUGUACCGAGUAAAAGAUAAAAAUGGGAGACUUGAAAGGUCAUAUGUGGUACCGUUGUCAAUGCGAAGAGCGAUAAUCCACGCAUUACACGAUGAGAAAGCGGCAGGACACUUGGGAUUCGAAAAGACAUUGACAGCAAUCCGACUCCGAUAUUAUUGGGAUCGGAUGAGUACAGACGUGAAGAAUUACAUAACUGCCUGUCAAGGAUGUCAAUUUCGUAAGACACCGAGGAAAUGCCCACCCGGGAAAUUGCAAGAGAUAAAGGUCGGACAUCCGUUCUUCCGGGUCUAUGCGGACUUGAAAGGACCAUUGCUACCGACGAAGAAACGUGGAUAUAAGUACAUAGCGGUGUUCAUCGAUCAGUUGACGAAAUACGUGAUUGCCGUACCAAUGAAGACGGCUACAGCCAAAGAAUUUGCCAAAGUGUUCGUCAAACAUGUGAUAUUGGUACAUGGAGCGCCGCACAUCCUGCACACGGAUCGUGGACGGCAUUUUACGGCCGAAGUUUUGACAAAGGUCACCAAUGUGUUUAAGAUCAAACACACAUUUGGAACGGCGUAUCACCCAGAAGGUCAAGGCCAAGUUGAAAGACAGAUGCAGACGAUUGCGGACGGCUUGGCGCAAUACUUGAAAGCGGGGAACGAAAGAAAGUUUAAUAAGUACCUCCCAUAUGUCAUUUCGGCGAUGAACAGAGUUGUACACGCCACGACCGGAUAUUCAGCAUAUUAUAUGCUGCACGGCAGAGAAAUGACAAUGCCGGAGGACGUGGUCACAAAAACGAAUAUCCCAGACGAUUAUGGGACCCCAGAUGAAUGGGUGGAAACCAUGAAAAGGAACUUGACUUUUGCAGAAGAAGUGGCAAAAUGCAACAUCAAAGAUGCUUACGAGAAGAAUGCGGAAAUUUACAACAAGAAGAAAUCGGAGCCGAACUUCAAAGUGGGCGACCUGGUACUGAUACGACUACCAAAGGACACGAAACAAGGGAAGAAAGAAAACCAGUCCGACUUUAAGUCGAAAUACGAUAAAGUGUGGAAGAUUCUGAGUUUCCCGCGAACAAACGAAGCUGAGGUCAUUGAGCAGAACCCAAAGAAAGAAGCGGACUUGAAGGUGGUCUCGAUCGAUCGCUUGAAGUUAUGGCACCCGCCACUGCCAGAUGAAGACGCAGAGCUUAAGCCCCAAAAAGAGACUCUUUUCGAACCACCUUCGCUACCCGAAACGGAUGAAGCUCGGAUGAACAAGAGUGAAAGCGAAGAUAAACCAACAAAGAAAAGAGGAAGAAAAAGGAAAGAGGAUAAGGAUUUCGAAACAGCAGUCACAAUAAAAUUGAAUACAGAAGCCGGAAAUUUGGCAGAAAGGUCACCAGGAACUGAAGAUGAAGUAGCCGAACGCGCUUCGCAAAAAGAACUUGAAUCGAACCAAGAUCCUUUUUUCGAACCACGCACUGCUACCGGAGACGUCGAUGACCUUUCGAAACGGCAGACAGUCGCCGAGAUAUCAGAGCGCGACCCGAAAUUUUUCGAACCACGCACUGCUACCGGCAAUGAAAACGACCUCAUAAGAAAGAGAAAAGAGGAGAUAGAAGCGGUCAAAUCAAAAGCUGAACAGUUGGGCCGGGAUAUAGCGAAAGCAAUUGACGAGCGAAAAGUCAAACAGAAGAAAAAGAGAAUAACUCCUACGGAAUUACUGACCCAGCAAGGCGAAGUGGAAGAUGCGGCCGAUAAAGAACUUCUUGAUCGGAUAACUAAAGGACGCAAAGAUCGGAUAACUAAAGAAGGUAAGCUCAGUUAAUGGAUAGAUUGGAACGACAGAAUUCAGAGAAUUCGGAUUCGGAAAGUAUCGGAAAUCCAUUAAAGGCAUCGACCCCGAAAAGAAUGGAAGGUGAAUACGGAUACGACACUUCAUAUGGCGAAGGGUCGACGUCGUCAGCAGGAACGGCACAGAACGAGCCAGGCCAGGGAGGUUAUUAUGGCGGCCCGGAGUAUUAUGUGUAUCACGAUCCGGGACAGCAGACGACUUAUCAGGACACGGUAAACUGGGUGCACCACGGCUUACCUGCCGGAACCCAGUAUUCGGGACAAAUAAUGAGCGCCCCUUAUCAACCGCAUCCAGGAGCGUAUACCCCACCGAUGGGACCGCCGCAAGCGAUGGGACCGGCAAGAAUGUUGAUGCCGCCACCGCAACAGACUACACCGAGUAGAUUUAUGGGUCAUGGAGGAUUUAGCGGAAUGUUAGCGACCCAGUCGCAAAGGUCAUCUCCGAUAUUGCCGCCUUUCCCAGAAUCGGGAGGCCUAUCAUUGUUAGAUAUCGGAACGCCUCGGAUGAGAACGCCACAGCAAUUGGGAGCGCAACGAUUUCACAGGAAUUCGCCACAAAAAGGAGGGAGGCGAGGAGGAAAUCGGUUUGAUUCACCACGACCGCGAGGAGUACUGCCAUCGCUGGGCCCAAAUUUGGAGCAGGUCGGACCAGAUGGUCUACGGGCAACGCCCCCGGGUGAACCAACGGUGCAUGAUUACUCACCUAAGCUCCCGCUAGACAUGAAAGAUGAUGACGCGCGAUUGAACGUGAUAGUGGGAA